This is a messenger RNA of Saprolegnia parasitica CBS 223.65, 1429 nucleotides long. RefSeq lists its product as hypothetical. The transcript is spliced from 9 exons. The record is from RefSeq and is a predicted model, not a curated record. The coding region runs from base 1 to 1344 and encodes 447 amino acids. NCBI's taxonomy places the organism in Eukaryota, Oomycota, Saprolegniomycetes, Saprolegniales, Saprolegniaceae.
AUGCAACUCACGCUCGCCGUGCACGGGCUCACGUUCACGGUGGCCUGCGGCGAAGGCCAUCAGUGCAUCAAGUGGCUCGGCCUCGUGGCUGCCCAGCGCUACGCACUCAUGCUGCCGCACGGCCGCUGCCGCACCCGCGAAGACGCGCACGCCAAGCAAGGCUUUUACCUCCCGCGCGAGGUCAAAAAUUCGGAUGGCGUGGUACUGAGCCCAUGGUCGCGUAUCUCGGACUGUUGCCGUGAGAACGAAAUCAUCACUGUGGUCCUCCAGCACGAAGUCCCCGUCGAUGAGAUCGGCGUCCCGCUCAUGACCGAGUGGGCUACCUCGGCGUUCUCCAAUGCGAGCAACCAAGAGUCGGAGAAGGCGCCAAACGACGACGACAACAUCGACGGAGGGGCUGCGAAACGACCGUCCCCACGCGACGCGCCAGACGCCAUCAAUGGCUACGCCACCGCGCACCAGGCCGCACACGUUCGGUCGGGGCAGUUUAUCUCGCAAGAGGAAAUCGAGGCUGCGUUCUACCACGACCUGCCACAUCUGCAACUCGACGAGUUUGUCAAGGAAGCAAAAGACCGCGACGAUGUCGAAGAGACGCUGCUCAAGUACUACGACGCGGUCAAUAUCAUUUACAAGCACUACAGCAUCGGGUUUGGCGACGACCUGUACAGCAUGAGCCUGCUUGAAUUUGUGCAUUUUGUGCACGAGUCGACCAUGCUCCACUUCCAGAAGGACCACAACGUCAUCGACAAGAUCUUUCAAACCGUCGUGACGAGCCUUGGGCUGGACGCACCCUCGUUGCCCCGCGUCGGGUUCAUCCAAGCACUGCUGCGCGUCAUCCUUGCCUACAACAAGAUGUAUGGUGACGACACACCGUUCGUCCCGGCCCUUGAAAAGAGUCUGCGGGACCAUGUCAAGCCGGCCGUCCUGCGCUUGACAACAGGCCCGUUUCGGGAUACCGUGCAUGCCGAUAGCAUCCUCGCGCUCUUUCAAGACGCGCGACCCAAACUACUCAAAGUCUACGACAAGUACGCGACGGCCACUAGCGACAAGGUUCCCGGCACGCAUCUGAACGCCAACGACCUGCGGUCGCUGGUCCAAGACAGCGGUAUUUUCUGCACGGGCGACAGUGACGAGCACGAAGCUCUAUUCAACACGGCGCUGCUGCAAUGCUUUAGCGGCAUGAAGGACUGCAACAACGCCGAUAACCAGUGGCUCGUCCUCGUGGAAGUGCUUGAAAUCGUGAGCCGCCUCUCGCUCGGCAUUUGGCAAGACAAGGACGUCUCGGAGAAGGAGACGAUCCGCAUCGGUCUCGACGCCGUCCGCGCGCUUGCGAAAUCAAAGUGACGACAUCUGGCGUACGCGCUUUCAUUUGAAACUCGAUUUGAGAACGUAAAACAAGAGCUAUCGACGAAGUUGUCGGCUGGAUCGC